AAGUACAAAUAUUUUCAAUUUUGUGUUGUUGCUCGCAUGUUUUGUCAAUUUUGAAGUCACUUCCCUGUUCCUGCUGUUGAGGAAGGUGGUUUAAAGAUCAUCUUCACAUCUGAUUUGCCACAGUAGUAGCCUCUAUUACAAGCACUCUGAUCGCGAUGGGAGAUGUCCAGGCAGCUAAAAGAGCUCUUCAUCAAGCCCUCGGUAGCAAAUGGGAAGAGUACUGGGCAUUGCUUCGUCAGUGGUUCCGCAAGCAGAUUAGCAAGCAGCAGUUAGAUAACAGUGUCAGGGCUCUACUAAUGACACGUGUCUCUCUGCACACGGACUUCAUGCUGUCCAUACUGCGCCACUGCCAAAGUGGAGGUAAUGGCAUUAACGUUGUGUCUCCAGUUGGGGCACAGCAGCAGCGUCCGGCCCAGUCGGGUUCUCGUUCUCGUGCCAAGGUGACGAAGACUAGCGGAGCAAGUACUGCAGCAGCCAGCACGCAAGCCAGCGGCGGUGCAGAGCGUGCCAGUGGCAGCGCCAGUAGCGGCCAUAGUACUACUAGCAGUACUAGCAGCACUAGCACCGGCAAUGGUGUUAGCAGUGGCCAGGCUGCACCAGCGGCCACCACCAUCACCACCACCUCUGCUGCUGCUGCUGCUGCUGCUCGCACUGCUACAGACUCCAGCGCUCAGCAGUCAAGUAGUGUGGUCAGUGUUCAUCGGAAGAAGAAUGCGUUUACUCGCUACGCACCGUACCCACUGCAAAACUUCAAGGCAGGACUGAAGUGCGAUACGGAUCAGCUAAGAGCAGCACAUCAAGCCAAUUGGCGGCCCUUGUACCACCGGUUUCUGCCCAGCUUGGACCAGCUAAAAGCCAGAUUGCGCAUUCAUACCCUCAGUUCUGGCUUGGAAUCGGCUGACGAUGGAGUCGCAGAGAUGGUACUCUCUGCUUUAGAGACACACAUCAAGAAUGUGCUGACAGCGGUAUCUGAGCAGACCUUACGGUCAUCAAUACCUGAUCUCUCGGAUCAUGACUACGUGAAGAAGCCGUCCUUUCUCAACCCCCAUUGCCCCUUGCCAACUAACAGAGACCUACGAGCGCUGUCGGCGAUGUCGACGGAUAGCAGUCGGCCUUGUCGUGAUCAGAGCUUAGCACUGCCGCUGCCCUUCGCCAAGCACAGCGGCAAUGCAGGACACCGCAGUGGUGCUGGCAGGCAUUCAGUGCAUGGUGUUGAGCAGCGUAUCCGUACUCUGGACGUGUACAAUGCCGCCCAGGGCAAUAUGUCUCUGUUUGGUGGUCGGUCGGUAGCCAUGCCUCUAAUGCAUCGACUGCAUGCCAUGCUUUAGGCAAGGUACAGCAACUCUUUUUUCCAUGCCACUCGGUUCGAACGACGGUUUUACCCUUUUCAUCGUUAGUCCCGUUACUGUGAAGUCUCCGUUGGCUUUUUAUCUUUUUAAAAAGAUCACUCCUGCUCUAUUAACGACUAACAACCGGGUCUCAAUUUGCGAUCCAAGGUGAAGUUUUAGCCCAAUGAAGGGUUUUUCUAUUGGAGUUUGAGUUCUCCUUUUCUUUUAUAGUCCUGUUUUUAGCAUGUGUGUCAGCUGUUUCUUAGUCUCUCCCUCGCUGCUGCCUCCCCCCCCCCCCCAUCUCUCUCUGGGGGCCUGAUUUCUAUCAGUGUGGUGCAAGGGGUUCACAUACUGCUCUAGUGCAGUAUAUGUUGCUGUUCUCAAUUGUUGUUCAGCAUAUUUAUUGGUGCUCCUGUUAUGAUCAGGCACACGUGUGCGUGAUUAGCCAAGCACACACGCGGUUGAUUAGCUGGUGGCUCUUGAAGUCUUCUUGUCAAGUCUUGUUGUCCGCAAGUGUUGAUUAUCCUCUUUUUUAACUUAUUGCAAAUUAGUCGGCAUUUUUCUUUUUUUUCCUUUCACCUAGACCGAUCAUUAUACCAUAGUACUACUAAGUAUUUGAAAUUUCUUUUCUGAACUUCGCUCAAUGUCAAUUAAAUGUGCAUUUUGUUAUUGGUCUCCUCCUCUGGAAAAACCUUUCCCAUCUACAAGUGUUCUUGGCUUGAUGAGCGCCGCCCCAGCGAAUGUUUUGCUGUGCAAUAACUUGUUGGAGUUUUAUUACAAUUUUA
Sycon ciliatum is the source of this 2113-nucleotide messenger RNA. RefSeq lists its product as uncharacterized. Bases 156 to 1328 code for a protein of 390 amino acids. Lineage: Eukaryota; Metazoa; Porifera; Calcarea; Leucosolenida; Sycettidae. The transcript is spliced from 11 exons. The record is from RefSeq and is a predicted model, not a curated record. Gene Ontology annotation, biological process: regulation of transcription by RNA polymerase II. Gene Ontology annotation, molecular function: transcription coactivator activity. Gene Ontology annotation, cellular component: SAGA complex.